AUGCAGGACCAAAUUCAAAAAUUGCUGCUGAUGGGCCCCGGCGGGGCGGGCAAGACGUGCAUGCGGAGUAUCAUCUUCGACAAUUAUCUCCCACGCGAUGCCCUGCGGCUCGGCAUCACCAUUUCCCUCGACCAGAGCCAAGUGCGUGUGUUUAACAAUUUAUAUCUCAAUCUGUGGGACUGCGGCGGGCAGCACCGCUACGUGGCGGAGUACCUCGGACGCCAGAAGGAGUACAUCUUCCGCAGUGUUGCUGUGAUGCUCUUCGUGUUUGAUAUCAACAGCAUGAGCCGCGAGAGCCGCGAUGCGUCUAACGGAAUGCAAACAGACUGGAGUCGACCAGAGAUGCUAGACUACUUUCAAUCUGCCAUGUGCUACAUCACACAGUAUAGCCCAAACGCCAAGGUUUUUGUGCUGCUGCACAAGAUGGAUCUCAUCGCAAAAGAUCAGCGCGAUAAAAUAUUUGAAUCACGAAAGGCGGAGAUCCUCGCAUGCCUGGAUGAUAAUGUGGUGACAGGAAACAUUCAGUUCUUUGCUACUAGCAUAUGGUCUGACUCACUUUAUCUUGCCUAUAGCAAUGUGGUACGCUCACUCAUUCCCCACCGCAAUCUAUUUAUUGCCGAGAUGAAAAAGUUACUGCGAUGUUGUCAUGCAGACGAAGUAGCUCUCUAUGAGCGCAGCACAUUUCUUUGCCUUGCACAUGUCAGUCGCAAGAAUAUCAACGAUAGCAACAAUUGCACCAACGGCGACGAAGAAGAAAAUGGACAACUUUUAUUGCAAGAUAGUGAGCAACGAACGACGGAGGUUAGCGAGACAGUGAAACACUUCAAGUUGAGCUGUAUGAAUAACACGACAAGCCUAGAUGGAUUUCAGAUUGCAACAGAAACCUUUACUGCACUACUACAUCCUUUUACAAGUUGUACACAUGUGUUAAUUGUGUCAUCAGAUCCAAGUGUUAAUGUGGAGCUUCACAAAUGUAAUGUGAGGUCAGCGCAGCGUGCAUUUGAGUUGUUUCUCCGUUCAGGUGAUAGCACUGCAGAAGAAAUGCGUCAAGUAUUGUAA
Molecule: messenger RNA, 1059 nt
Organism: Trypanosoma theileri
Lineage: Eukaryota; Euglenozoa; Kinetoplastea; Trypanosomatida; Trypanosomatidae
Product: ras-family member, GTP-binding protein
Exons: 1
Coding region: 1-1059 (352 amino acids)
Biological process (GO): positive regulation of TOR signaling; regulation of autophagy; cellular response to starvation
Cellular component (GO): lysosome; Gtr1-Gtr2 GTPase complex; nucleus
Molecular function (GO): GTPase activity; GTP binding
Source: RefSeq, a predicted model, not a curated record